AUGUUCGGAAAAAGGUUUCGAGUAACAACAAUUUCUCGUGAUUUAAAUUACUUGUUCAAGAAGACAAUGGCAGAAUCAUGGUUUUUUAAGUUAACUAAAGGUGAUGUUGAUGCAGGGUUCAUUCCAUUUGGUCAAAACUUCUUGAAUUUGCUUUGGAUUUGUUUGUUAUAUAAAUUCGGUAGGGUUUAUAUGGAUAUUGAUGUUAUGUUCCUGAAAAGCUUCUUGAAGUUAAAGAAUUCAAUCGGAGCUCAAACAUUGGAUUUGAGUUCAAAGAUUUUGAGCAGGUUGAAUAAUGCAGUCAUGGUGUUCGAUAAAAUGCAACCAUUGGUUUACAAGUUUAUCGAAGAGUUCACAUUAAUUUUUAAUGGAAACAAAUGGGGUCACAAUGGUCGUUACUUGGUUUCACGGUUAGUUUCAAGGCUUGAAGGUAGGCUUGGAUAUAAUUUUAUGAUUCUACCCCCAUCAACGUUUUAUCCAGUGAAUUGGAAUAGAGUUCGAAAUCUUUUUCAUGGGGCUAAAAAUGAGAGGGAUGCAAAAUGGUAG
This is a messenger RNA of Lactuca virosa, 543 nucleotides long. Lineage: Eukaryota; Viridiplantae; Streptophyta; Magnoliopsida; Asterales; Asteraceae. The record is from the annotation of a GenBank genome assembly.